Messenger RNA from Pyrus x bretschneideri (Chinese white pear), 1759 nucleotides. Its product is annotated as probable LRR receptor-like serine/threonine-protein kinase At2g28960. The record is from RefSeq and is a predicted model, not a curated record. Gene Ontology annotation, molecular function: protein kinase activity; ATP binding. NCBI's taxonomy places the organism in Eukaryota, Viridiplantae, Streptophyta, Magnoliopsida, Rosales, Rosaceae. The coding region runs from base 1 to 1758 and encodes 585 amino acids. The transcript is spliced from 8 exons. Gene Ontology annotation, biological process: protein phosphorylation.
AUGGCGAAGGAAGUUUUUUCUUAUACCACAGUUCUCAUCCUGAUCACCUCCGCCGGCUUUGCAGCUGCUCAGCCUUCUGUGUCCAACUGCAGCCUUCAUUUUGAUUUGGGAUCAUCGCCGUCUCCAAAUUCAACUUGCGAAGCAGGAAAUUGGGGAGGGUUUCUCCGCAAAGACUGCUGCACAUCGGCGUUCAAUGUCUACCUUUACGCGUUGGGGCAGCAUGCGAAUCAAAUAGGACUGAUAUACCUCAACUCUGCCGAGCAGGGGGUUUGCUUGGCUUCCUUGAAGAAUCUGCAGAAGGAUGUUUUAGACUGUGGGAUUGAGAAGCUGACAAGUGGCGCCGGUGGCUGUUCUGACUUCACUGUUGCUGACGUUACAAAUAGAUUGGGAGACAAGUUGAAAAGCUUAGAGGUGAACUGUGGAUUCCGGCUUUCUGAUGGAAAAAAUGGGCAGCUGUGCGGUUCUUGUGCGAAUAGUUGGCAAGACAUAGGACCAUGGCAUUCGUCAUCCACGGAUGCAGAAUCUUUCGAGGUUGAAACUAAUGUUUGCAGGUUCGCGGUGCUGGUGUCGUAUACAAGCAUAAAACUUGAAGAUAAAGCACAUCUUAGUGCAGUUUAUAGUUGCCUUGGAUCACAAGAAGGCUUCAAGUAUAAUCAACCACCAAAGGGUCAUAGGAAACUCAGUAAAGGUUUAUGGAUUAUGAUCGGAGGAGGAGUCGUGGGUGUCUUUGUUUUUGUAGUACUAGCCGCCUGCAUUUUGUCAAAGAAACGUACCAAAUCAACUCCGCCACCCCCAAAAAAAGACGCAGCGUUUAAAGAUGUGAUUUUCAAGGAAUCAGGCUGUCCAAAAAUUCCUAUCAAGGAAGUGUAUUCUGCUACAGACAAUCUAAACCCAACAAAUUUCAUCGGUGAAGGAACUGCUGGAAAGGUGUAUAAGGGCAUACUAUCAAACAAUCAGCGUGUAGCGGUUAAGCACAUUAUCAAUGACGGAAAUGUGGAGACAUUUGCCAGAGAAGUUAUGAGCUUAUCGCACAUCAGACACCCGAACCUUGUUAUGUUGCUAGGUUAUUGUGUAAAUGAAGACGAGUGCUUCCUUGUCUAUGAGCUUUGUCCCAACGGCAACCUCUCAGAAUGGAUUUUUGGGAAAGAUAGGAACCUGUCCUGGAUCCACAGGCUUGAGAUUGCAAUUGAUAGCGCUCGAGGUCUAUCGUUCCUCCACACGUAUCCAGAAGGUUGCAUUGUCCAUCGCGAUAUCAAGCCAACAAACAUUCUCCUCGGGGAGAAUUUCGAAGCAAAGCUAUCAGACUUUGGACUCUCCAAGAUUAUUGAGCUGGGAGAAACCUAUGUCAGUUCAGAAGUGAGAGGAACUUUCGGGUACGUUGACCCAGACUAUCGGAUCAACAACCACGUAAAUUCAUCAGGAGAUGUCUACAGCUUUGGAAUCGUACUUCUGCAGAUCCUAUCGGGGAAGAAAGUUAUCAACAUGAAUCUGAACACACCAAUGCCAUUAAAUAAACAGGCAAAGGUCCUCAACCGAGGUGGCAGCAUUAAUGAAUUCGCUGAUCCUAAACUUGACAGGGAAUACUCAGAAGAAGCGUUUGAUCUAACGCUUCAGCUGGCAUUGUCGUGCACAGCACUCAAACAACAAAGACCGUCAAUGCAGCAAAUUGUUGUGAGAUUACAAGAGGCGCUUGACAUAUCAACACGGGCAAAGGCCUCUACUCCUGAAGACUCACCAGAAGCAAGCUUCUCGUAUUGAA